GAGGAGGAGGAGGAGGGCAAGAGGAAAGGUGUCAGGGAGGCCUCGGGAGACUCAGAGGAGCGAGGGAGCAAGAGGAAGAAGGAGGAGAAACGGAGAGGAAGAGGAGUCAAACAUCACCGCUGUCAGGACUGUGACAAAACCUUCACAACAUCAGAACAUUUAAAGAUUCAUCAGAGAGUUCACACUGGAGAGAAGCCGUACAGCUGUGAUCAAUGUGGGGCAGCUUUCACACAGCAGAGUAUCUUAAAAAGCCAUCAACGCAUUCACACCGGAGAGAAGCCGUACAGCUGUGAUCAAUGUGGGAAAACCUUUUCUCAGAGUGGUAGCCUUAAAAAACACCAGCGCAUUCACACUGGAGAGAAGCCGUACUGGUGUGAACAAUGUGGGGAAACCUUUUCUGAGGGCGGUAGCCUUAAAAAACACCAGCGCAUUCACACUGGAGAGAAGCCUUACUGGUGUGAACAAUGUGGGAAAACCUUUUCUGUGGGUGGUAGCCUUAAAAAACACCAGCGCAUUCACACUGGAGAGAAGCCGUACUGGUGUGAACAAUGUGGGAAAACCUUUUCUGAGGGUGGUAGCCUUAAAAAACACCAGCGCAUUCACACUGGAGAGAAGCCGUACUGGUGUGAACAAUGUGGGAAAACCUUUUCUCGGAGUGAUAGCCUUAAAAGACACCAGCGCAUUCACACGGCCUCGUUGUGAACAUGUUCCAGAGCCAAGCUGUUUCCUCCUCCUCAUGCCCUGAUAGCUGUGUUGUUAUAUUCUGAUCUUCUCUCCACAUUGAAGGCUGACCAGCAGUAACUCUAUCUUCUGAACAGCAUGGAUGUUGUCCUGGCUACGACUACAUAUUACGCUCCCUCCCUUUGAAGGGGUCUAUUCCACUC
Molecule: messenger RNA, 884 nt
Organism: Etheostoma spectabile (orangethroat darter)
Lineage: Eukaryota; Metazoa; Chordata; Actinopteri; Perciformes; Percidae
Product: zinc finger protein 239-like
Exons: 3
Biological process (GO): regulation of transcription by RNA polymerase II; embryo development
Cellular component (GO): nucleus
Molecular function (GO): DNA-binding transcription factor activity, RNA polymerase II-specific; RNA polymerase II transcription regulatory region sequence-specific DNA binding
Source: RefSeq, a predicted model, not a curated record